GGUGCGCAGUGCUCGAGCCAACUAGCUCUCCCGCUGUACUGUUUCACCUCUUCAACGGAAGCAUGUGUGGCGUAGGGACGAUCCCUCUCUUGGGCGCGGGCUGGUUCCCGGGCGUGUGUUUGGUGGGAGGAGAGAUCGACGACAGCGCUAUCGAUCACCUGCGGCGAAACGCCCAGUCCUUGAGGCGGUCGCCCGCUGGCCGAGCAGGGGCUGCCGGUGGUGCCUGCGCGUGGGAUGCUCAGUCACUGCCUCUUCGCGAUGGCUCGGUGGACGCGAUGGUCGUUGACAUGCCGUUCGGUCAGUCUUGCGGCACCCCGAGACAGAACGCAAGGCUCUACCCUUUGGUGAUGGCCGAGAUGGCGAGGGUCCUGCGUCCUUCCGGGCGUGCCGUGCUGCUCGUGACGCAGCCCCAUCUCCUUGGAGUGUCGGGACUGCGGCGAGAUAACCAAAAGGACAGGAAGAAGUUGCGGAAGAUGGCGACACAAGAGAGCAGGGUCGGCGAUCGGGGGCAUCAUGACCUCGGCGGGGUUAUCGAGGGGAGAGCAGCACCAGAAGAGAUCGGGUUGGGCGAGAGGUACGGGGAGAGUACAUCCCAACAAGCCGGUAGUAUCAAUAGCAGCAGCGAUGGAGGCAUGAGCAAAGAUGUUGCCGGCACAAUGGGUCACGGGGUAGAGAACGUCACCAAGCGAGAGAAAGAAGACGUUGACCCAAGCGAUUCCGGAGACCGGGCGUCACCGGCGCCAGAAAAGGGAAAACAUGGUUGUCCUCUGGGUGACAGCGAGAGAGGCGGAGCAGCUGCUGCACCAGGAGCUCUGUGGCGCAUCAGGGCUCGGCAUGCGGUGAACGUCGGGGGUUUGAUUUCCCACCUGCUGCUUUUGGACCGGACAGACGAGCCUCCGCGCUCGCCGCGCGUAGACCGACGGUACCGUGUGGUCGGGGCGAAGGCUUACUGCAAGCGGCAUCAUGAAGGGGGUGCUGUGUCGUCAUGAUGGCCAUGACCAACGGCCGAGCAAAUUUGUAGGCAAAAUGCUGCAUGGUGCCGAUGGUAUUGAUUGGGUUGCUAUGGAGGAACGCGGCGUACGGUUGUUAUUUGCCUUGUGCGACAGAGUAGAAGAGACGCGAUUCCUGAUUGUUUUGGGCGCUGUAUUCACCAGCAGCCAGAGUUUUCUCCUCUGUGUAUCGUACAACGUAUCCCCAUGGUGUUGCAGCUACUGAAAAACCCAGAUACCAUAUCCCGGGCUGGUGGUGGGUGAGAACGAAACCAAUUUGCCCAUGUGACGACGAUCUGACAUUGCGCUUAAAGCUCAUGCGAAGCAUCGUAGACGAAUGGGUGAAGGGUGCGAGUCAACCUUAAACAGAAUGGCCGUUAUCCGGUGCAACAAAACAAUGUUCACCGCAACGCUUGCGGCGUUAUCUCUCUCCUUGCCGAAUCGACAAAACAAAAGAAACACCACCAACGAGGUUAGCUACUAACCUCACCUGCCAACACGAAGACGAGUAAAAGAAAACGAAGAAAUGCUCCACAGAACCACCGAUCCACCGAGUCUACUGAUGAAACCAACACUAUCUUAGGUUAUGUCAGAAGUGACCGAGCGACUGUGAAACGAGAUGGCGAAGCCACAAACAAAUCUCGUUUCACAGCUUCUUUCUCCUCCUUACCUACAAUAACAAACUUACCCUAAGGCUUAAAAAACAUUCCUUCCAGCGCCAUGCCUAGCUUCCGUAUCCAACCACCUGCACACUGUUUUGUACCACAGCACUUGCUCCUUUGCCCCCACUAUAAAAUUACGAAAUACAACACUGCCAACACGUGAUACCCUUCCCUAUUCGCUCGCUCCCCCC
Molecule: messenger RNA, 1842 nt
Organism: Ectocarpus sp. CCAP 1310/34
Lineage: Eukaryota; Phaeophyceae; Ectocarpales; Ectocarpaceae
Source: the annotation of a GenBank genome assembly